Molecule: messenger RNA, 2302 nt
Organism: Populus trichocarpa (black cottonwood)
Lineage: Eukaryota; Viridiplantae; Streptophyta; Magnoliopsida; Malpighiales; Salicaceae
Exons: 12
Coding region: 118-1995 (625 amino acids)
Molecular function (GO): catalytic activity
Source: RefSeq, a predicted model, not a curated record
AUGCUCUGUCAACGUUCGAUGCUGGCGUUGAGAAUCUCAUGCUCCUGUAUUAUGCAGAACCAGAACUCGAAAAGAGUGAGCUGAGAUACUAGCUUUGAACGACAAACGUGGCAGCUAAUGGAACUCGACGGUUGUCCUUCCCCUUCCACUGGGUUGCAACGUUUCUGCUUUUUUUUUGUACUCUUCUGUUUUCUUUUUGAAGCUCGAUCCGCGUGCUUGUCUCAGACCCAUGAAGAUCCCACCUUCAACCCGCCAUUUCUAACACUACACAACCGUUUUCUUGCAGAAAGUAACGACAUGAUCAUGGACAGUAAGAACAACAGAUGUUCAGAGAAGAUUAAUAAAGGUUCACAACUUAGAGAGGCAUUUAAAAUGCUUGAUGCCAACUUCUUCGAUGAUACUAAGGUGUUGGACAUUGCGAGGGAAGCAAAAGAGCUUAAUUUACCAAUUUUUGCAGCUAACAGGGAAUUAGUGGCUUCUGAGAAUGGAGGGUUGCAUAACCCAUCUUGUUUGAUUUUUAACCCUGAGUGGACAAAUGAGCAAGUGGAAAAUGCAAGCAACAGGUUCAGUUAUCCAACCCUCUCUGGCAUUCAGAAGCCGAAAACUGAAGAAGAUAUUGCCUUUAUGAGUAUACUUGAAUUAGGGGAACUGAUUAGGACAAAGCAGAUUACAUCUCUGGAGCUUGUACAAAUUUUUCUACAGAGAUUAAAGAGGUACAAUCCUGUUCUGGAAUCAGUGAUCACUUAUACUGAUGAAUUGGCUUAUAAACAAGCAAAAGAAGCUGAUGAAUUGCUUGCCAAAGGAGUGUAUUUGGGACCUCUCCAUGGGAUUCCUUAUGGGUUAAAAGAUAUUAUUGUCGUGCCUGGAUACAAGACAACAUGGGGUUCUGGAAGUUUCAAAGAUCAAGUUCAUAAUAUUGAAGCUUGGGUUUACAAGAGGUUGAAGUCUGCAGGGGCAGUUCUAGUUGCUAAGCUUGUCUCUGGAUCGCUUGCGUAUGAUGAUAUCUGGUUUGGGGGUAGGACAAGAAACCCUUGGAACAUCGAGGAAUUUUCAACUGGCUCGUCAGCUGGGCCCGCUGCCAGCACCUCAGCUGGGAUGGUUCCAUUUGCAAUCGGUUCAGAAACUGCUGGCUCAAUUACAUACCCUGCAGCUCGUUGUGGCGUGACAGCGUUGCGUCCAACUUUUGGUACGGUCGGUCGAACUGGUGUGAUGAGCAUAGCAGAAAGCUUGGAUAAGCUGGGACCUUUCUGCAGAAGUGCUGAAGAUUGUACAGUUGUUCUGGACACCAUUCGAGGGAAGGACCCUGAUGAUCCCUCAUCAAGAUAUAUUCCCCUUGAUGAUCCAUUUUCUGUUGACAUUAAAAGGCUUACAGUUGGGUACACGGAUGAUGCUGAAAUGGAGGUUGUUAAUGUUCUCAAAUCAAAGGGUGUUAAUACGGUUCCUUUUAAAUUGAACUACACCGUCAACUCUGUUCAAGGUAUCUUAAAUUUUACCAUGGACGUAGAGAUGUUGGCUCAUUUUGAUGAGUGGCAACGCACCAGGCAAGAUGACCUUUAUGAAGCUCAAGAUCAAUGGCCCACUGAAUUGCGUCGUGCACGCGUAAUUCCAGCAGUUGAUUAUGUGCAGGCACAAAGGGCUCGGCGAAAAUUAAUUCAGGAAGUGAAAAAAAGUUUCACUGUCGAUGCAUUCAUUGGUAAUGCAACUGACUGGGAGAGAGUUUGCUUGGGAAAUCUUGUUGGUUUCCCAGUAAUUGUUGUUCCAACUGGCUUUAGAAACAUAUCCAAUCCACCUUCAGAGGGUACUCAAAGAAGAACCACCAUCACCACCGGUAUCUAUGCUCGUCCUAACCAUGAUCACAUUGCUCUAGCAUUAGCAAUGGCUUACCAAUCAGUCACUUGUCACCAUAAGCAGCGCCCACCCAUCGAUAAUCUUGGGCCAGGCGACAUAAUGCCAUAUCCACCAACAAGUAUCCCUCACAGAAGGCUGCAUCUAUGAAAGUUCCUGAAUCCAUAGCUUUGGGAUCCUAACAUUAUUGUUUAAUGGUAAUUUUAAUGAGAGGGCCAUGAAACUACAGUAGAUGAAGUGGAAAGGUUUGGCAGCUCAAAUAUUUCACCAAGAAAAGGAAAGGUGAUACAAGUACUUAGACAUUGCUUCUUUUUUCUGUUUUAAUUGCAUCCCUUUUUGGAGAUUGCGUGUAAAGAAGACCGGCAAAGUAACCUUUUAGAACCCUUUUUGUCCAAAUUGGAAAUGGUUCAACAUUAGUCAUUGAAGUACCAGGUGGUUCCUUUUUGUCCAUGAAAAA